Fulvia fulva is the source of this 1530-nucleotide messenger RNA. RefSeq lists its product as uncharacterized. The transcript has a single exon. The record is from RefSeq and is a predicted model, not a curated record. Bases 1 to 1530 code for a protein of 509 amino acids. NCBI's taxonomy places the organism in Eukaryota, Fungi, Ascomycota, Dothideomycetes, Mycosphaerellales, Mycosphaerellaceae.
AUGCCGCACACUCCCGCCAAGAAGGGCUUGCGACGCAACUCUUCGCUUCAACAUUCACCUUUCAGCGACUACUUUACCGAUGAGGCGCGUUCCAUCGACUCCGCCUCCGUGCAUUCGAAUGCGCCUUCGAUGGAAACAAAACAGCUGCUGGUCAGGAUGAACAUACUUCAAUCGCAACUCAUGCGCAACCACUCGGACGCGAGUCGCGAAGCCAUCAGCAUCGUCGGCAGAAAGCUGGGCGAGAUUGAGCUGGAACUGAACUCGCUGCACUCACACAAGCGCUCGCACGCGGAACUCGACGACUCUGGUGUCUUCAUGGAUGAUGAAGAAAGCGACACCAAGAGUACGACGCCACACAGUCGCCAGGUCUCCAUGCAUUCGUCCUAUGCGCUCAGUUUUGAUGGUGCCAUGCAUCUGCCUGCACAGCCUGAGACGCUCGAGCAGUACAAGGCCGAGCGCGACUGGUUCGUGCUGCGCAUGCAGGACUUGGUUGAUGGUCUGACGACCGCGCAGUCCGAGCUUAGCAAGCGUUAUGUCGAGGUUCGAGAGCUCAACGAGCGCCACAACGCAGAAAUGGAGGAGCGCGAGAUGCAGCUAGAACAGCUCCGGUCGGAGAAUGAAGGUCUUCGUUCGGACUUGGGCUUCGAGUACAGUGAGUUACUCUUUCUCAAAUUGCAAAUGAAGUCGAUGGAAGUCGACGUCGAUGCUCUCAGCGAGGACUCCGCUUUCAAGUCGUUGCAGCCUUGGGCCCAGCAGACGAGGCGCGAGAGAAAGAACGGAAUCCUGUCAGAAAUGGAUCGCUGGCGAUCAGACUGGCAGGAUGUCAACUCGCGCUUCAAGCGAAGACGAAGCAAGUACGGCGUGACCCCUGCUCGUCGGGACAGUGUUUCGACCUGUUCAGAAAUCUCGGGCAGUGGCGAAGCAGACUGGCAGCUUGAGACUGUCAAGGAAGGCAAAGGACGAGUGACUAGCCUGACUAUCCGGCGCACACCAAGCGGAAGCCAAGACGUCGACUCAAAAGACUUUGCAGAAGCCACACGCGAGUCAACAAGCACUAACACAGCUCAAACAGAGCAAUCAUUUCCUAAAGAUACCCCCACAGACCUUGAGGGUCACAACCACACCCAAGGUGUCAGCGAGCCACAAAUCGCCGAGAAGACCUAUGUUUACACGGAGCGCGGAACUCAGACCAAGCUUGAAGUGGAAGAAAAUGAAUCGCAGGACGAGGAGCAAGAGGAGGAUGACUUAUUUGAGGCGACUGCUCCGGAAGCCGAAAACCAACUUGGAGCUGAAGAAUAUCUUGGUGGCGAGGAUGCCGAAACGCGGGAAGAGGACGAGAAUGAAGAUGAGGACGAUUGCGCCAUCACCACCUCGUCUGAAGACACCUACGACGUCGAGGAAGAAGAUGACGUUCAGAUCGAAGAACCCAUCACAUCCGUCCGCCCAAAGUCUGCUUGGCAAGAACUUUGGUCAUCGUUGCAUAAUUUGUCUGGCCUUGGAGAUGAAGAUGAAGAGGAGGAGGACGACUAA